AUGCCGAUUCCAUUUUUGGUAUUCAUAGUCCGCCGCCAUGGCAACAGCGGCAACAGCGGUAAUGGCGGUAACAGCGGUAAUGGCGGUAAUAGCGGUAAUAGCGGUAACAGGCACGCUUCUCCCUCGUUGCCAAUGACACUCCACACGCCAAAUGACAAUACGAGUGAUAAUGUUCCUGACGAUGUACUUCAAUUCAAGUUGCCAUCGCAACACCUACCUGGCUCCGAUCGCUUUUCCAAGCUUUUAGCUCGUGAACAAGUGAUUAUUGAUAUGAUCACCCAGGCGUUGGUUGACACGCCUCCUGGAACCUUUCAUGCUGAAGCAACCAGUUUUAUUAAAACCGAGUGCGAUGUGCUUUACGUAUCAAAGUUGGAUCAAACGCCUAUCAUUGUCGAGUUUCAGGGCAAAGUGGAUCAAAGCUUUAUGACACGUGCCAUUGGCUAUUGCUUGGAUGUCACUCGAAUCACGAAGCAACUACCGAUCCUCUUGGUGUUUUGUCUGAAAAGUGCAUCACGUGUCAUAUCAAAGACAUUCGACCCUUCAUCAGCAAGCAAGCCUUGGCUAUUGUAUUCAGAAGCAGCAACGCAUUAUGCAACAAAGUUUUACAUGGUGACACCCCAAAGUAUCGAGCCAUGGGUACAAUCCUCCUCCUCUGGUAUCAACAACAACCUUGAUCCACUGCUGGCUCUUGCACACUUUGUCAUCUCAGCCCAACCCAGUAUCAUUGGUAUGACAAGAUGGGAUGAUCCUAGCAUUAUACGACUUUACAAGCUUGCCAUGCACAUCUCACCCAGCGACCACAAGAGCGAGAACAACCGAAUAACGGCUCUACGUGAAAUGGCAGACACUGCAGAAAAGCAAUUUGAAAAGACGGCUUUGAAUAUUAUGACGGAUCCACACAAAUCAUUGCAAUACGCUGAAGCGGGUGUCUCUUGGGCAAAGUCCUUGAAAAGGAAAUAUGAUCGUAUUGCUUCGGCAACAGCAGCUGAUGAUGAUGAUGGUGAACGAAAAGGAAGCAUCACGCCCAUGUCAGAACCUUCAAGCGUGGUAGAGCCCGACAAGGUCUAUGGUUCGAGUGCUGCUGCUACUACUACUAUGGCUGAUCCAAAUACUCUUAUCGAAGCCAUCAUGAACCACGUCCAUAAAUACAUGGCGAGCAAAUCAGGCAGGAUGGAUUGGAGGGAUUGUUACAAAGAAGCCAUAUCCAAGAUACCAAACGUUGAUAGGCAUUACACCAAUGCCUCUUCCUUCAAAGCUACUUAUUACAAGAACAAGAAACAACAAAAAGAGUAA
Molecule: messenger RNA, 1293 nt
Organism: Lichtheimia ornata
Lineage: Eukaryota; Fungi; Mucoromycota; Mucoromycetes; Mucorales; Lichtheimiaceae
Exons: 2
Coding region: 1-1293 (430 amino acids)
Source: RefSeq, a predicted model, not a curated record